UUUGUUGACUAAAGUCGCUUUACGCCCUCAACGGCCUCAGCGAUACACUAUUGUUACCAGCUGCUUGUCACUCUUGUCAGUCGUAAGAGUCGCGCUUGUCCUUGUGUCCUGUGUGUAUGCGUGCUUCAAGAUGGCAGCGGCCAAUUCCAGUUUAACAAACGAACCAGUAGAACAAAAAGAAGAUGAAUUUAACGAAUUCUAUAGUGAGGUUAAAGAAAUUGAAAAGAGAGACUCAGUCCUCACACCUAAGCAACAAAUUGAUAGGUUACUGCGUCCCGGUUCUUCUUAUUUUAAUUUAAACCCAUUUGAAGUUCUUCAGAUAGAUCCAACGACAAAUAUUGAUGAAAUCAAAAAGAAAUAUAGACGUAUGUCGAUAUUGGUUCAUCCUGACAAAAAUCAAGAUGACGCAGAUAGAGCACAACAGGCUUUUGAAACUGUCAAUAAAGCAUGGAAAACACUGGAAAACGAAGAGACCAGAGCCAAGUGUAUGGAUGUUAUCGAAGAGGCAAAAGCAAGGACAGAUCACAACAUUUCUGAAAAGAAAAAGAAAAUGAAAAAAGAAGGAAAAUUGGCAAAUGAUGCCGUGUUGGAAGAAGAAACACCAGAAGGCUAUAAACACGCUGUGUAUGUAAUGACAAUGAAACUCUUUGCUGAUAUGGAACGUAGAAGACGAGACUUGGCUCAACGUGAUGCAGAGCAGAGGAAAAGAAAAAGAGAGGAAGAACUGACAGCUGAAGCACAAGCUGCUGUAGAUCGUGAAUGGCAAAAGAAUUUUGAAGAAUCUAGACAGUCUAGAGUAGAGAGUUGGAAAGCUUUCCAGUCUGGUUCUGGAGGACCAAAAAAAAAGAAAAAGGAAAAGAAAAUGAAAUCAUUUAGACCUCCAAAGACCAAAGCUGAAUCUCGAUCAUAAAGUAUUCAAGAAGUGUAAUAGUACAGGAUUACACAAAACAAGGAACUCUGUUCAAAUAACUAAAUAACUCAAUUAUAAUGUUAUUGAUCAAUUUAAUUAUUCCUGUAAUGUACAAAACAACAAAAUAUCAAAUAUGAUAUAAUGAAAUCUGAAUUUUUUGGAGUACAAUUGAUCGUUUGAUUGAUACUUUUAUAGUUAACGUUUUUAAAGAUGAAAUAAUUUCAAAUAAAUUUACAUUACUCCAAAAAAUUUAAAUUGUAACUAUAUACUCAAAAGUCUAAAGUGAGUAUAGAAUUAAAUUUGUGUAAGGUUGUGUGUAUCAUUCAUUACAAAAUAUCAAAAUGUCACUUCCUUUUUGUGGGUGCAACUACUUACUGAUGACGAUUGAUAGAAAUACAUGAAAAUGUUUUUGAAUAUAUGCAUAUGUUAGUUCAAAUUUUAACACGAGGAAGCAUGAAUAAAAUAUUAUAGAACGUUAGAUUAAGGUAAUGCCAACCAAACGGUAAUUAUAUUAAAUUUUUUUGUUAAAUAAAAGGUGAAAAUGAAGCAGAGAAAUAAUCUAUAAAUGUAAGUGCUUGUGUGUUAGUAAAUGAUACGUAAGAUUACAACAUUGUUUUAUUGAAUAAUUUUAAUACAUUAUGCUCCACACUAGAGAGUUAUUAACUUUGAUAGUUUUGAAUCAACUUUUUGUACAAAAAAUAUGACAAAUAUUUACUAAUUAAUAAUGUCAGCUGUGUAUUUCGUAAAAAUUAUUACUCAAAAUAAAAACUUAAAGAAAAAA
Phymastichus coffea is the source of this 1691-nucleotide messenger RNA. RefSeq names its product dnaJ homolog subfamily C member 8. Gene Ontology annotation, cellular component: nucleus. The record is from RefSeq and is a predicted model, not a curated record. Bases 131 to 910 code for a protein of 259 amino acids. NCBI's taxonomy places the organism in Eukaryota, Metazoa, Arthropoda, Insecta, Hymenoptera, Eulophidae. The transcript has 6 exons.